UCGUGGUGUGUGUAUGUAUCUGUGUGUUUUCUGGGCAUGCGCUUGAUGAGAACUUAGGGAAAGAACUCCCCCCAGUGUAGAUGUGAUCGUCACUCUGCUCUCUCACUGCCUCUGAUGGCGAGUCCACCCCCUCGCCGAUAACUCCCGCCGACCCUGGCUAUCACUGCUAGUGCAUGUUCAGUGCUUUACCCGCCAGCGCGGAAGAGACUACAGUUGUGAAGAGGAGAGGAGAGAGGAGAGGAGAGAAGAGAGGAGAGAGGAGGAGAGAAGAAGUGAGGAGAGAGGAGAGAAAAAGAGAGAGGAGAGAAGAAGAGAGGAGAGAGAGAGGAGAGAAGAAGAGAGGAGAGGAGAGGAGAGAAGAACUGAUCUCAGGGCUGCCGGCGGCGCAUCGUGUGACUGCGUGCAUGUGAAUGGGACGAGUGAGUGGAGCCGGAGAGAGGGAGCUGAUGGCCAGUGUCACGACUGAGUUGAUUUGAAGGGGAUAGCCAGCCGGUGUGUUUGGAGGCGGUCCACUGCCUCUCCGUGUUUCCCCCGCUGCCCGCGCAGCGGACAAUAGUGGAGCGGGGAGCUGGGUGAAGCCAGUAGCAGCAGUAGCAGCAGCAGCGAUUUAUGCAGAGUGCCCGCCGAGCCUGAAGUGGUGGUGAUGAACUGCGUGCGUGGCAUGAAGAGGCUGGAGGCCCCAUUCAGUGUCCUGUCUCUGCGAUGGAUUGAGUCCUAGGAUGCCUCUUGUCACCGGUGCAUUUGCACACAGUCUGCCGCGGGUCCCAUGCGAUGGGAGCACCACGAUCCACCAUGAGUGAGAACACGGAUGAGCAGAGCUUGUACAGCAAUGCUGUGGCGUGGCUCAUCUGCUCGGGGGUCUCGCUUCUCGCCAACACCUGGGGCAUCCUGAGUGUCAGCGCCAAGCAGAAGAAAUGGAAGCCGCUGGAGUUCCUCAUCUGCACGCUAGCUGGGACACACAUCCUCAACGUUGCCAUCCCCAUUACCAUGUACUCCGUCAUCCAACUCCGGAGACAGCACUCUGACUAUGAAUGGAACGAGGGCUUGUGCAAAGUGUUUGUGUCCACUUUCUACACACUCACCCUGGUGACUUGUUUCUCCGUGACCUCUCUGUCCUAUCACCGCAUGUGGAUGGUACGCUGGCCCGUCAACUACAGGUUGAGUAACACCAAGAAGCAAGCGGUGCACACAGUGAUGGGGAUCUGGAUGGUGUCGUUCAUCCUCUCCACCCUGCCUGCAGUGGGCUGGCACGACACCACUGAACGCUUCUACGCCAAGGACUGCCGCUUCAUCGUCACAGAGAUCGGCCUGGGCUUUGGGGUUUGCUUCCUGCUCUUGAUCAGCGGGAGUGUAGUGAUGGGGGUGGUAUGCAUCGUCAUCACCCUCUUUCAGACGUUCACCGUCCACGCUGGGGACAACCUCAAUAAGAACAAAUUCAACGUGCCCACAAUUGUGGUGGAGGAUGCACAAGGUAACCGGAGAUCGUCCAUAGAUGGCUCUGAACCAUUAAAAACCUCUCUCCAGAUCACCUAUUUGAUCAGUGGAAUGGUCUUUAUCUAUGACUUUUUGACUGGAUUCCCCAUUUUGGUGGUGAGCUUUGCUAGUCUCAAGUACGACACCUCGUACUCCUGGAUGGUGCUGUGCUUCCUGUGGUGUUCCAUCGUGCAGUCCAUCCUUCUCCCGUUGUUCCUUUGGGCUUGUGACCGCUACAGGGCCAACGUGAAAAGCGUCUGGGAGAAAUGUGUAGCGAUCAUGUCCAACGAUGACACAGAUGAAGAAAACAAUCAAGAUGGAGCAAUUCACCCUGAAUCUUUCUAUGAAAGACCCUACGAAUAUAACUGCACCCCUGAGAUUCUGACAGUGGACCGCAUUGCCAAAUACGACUUCUCAUUACUGGAAAGGGGAGUUCCACAAGUAUACCCAAUGAGGGAGAUGCACGAGGAUAAGAUGCAUUAUUUACAGAUGUUAAGACAAACACGAAUCUCAAAACUGCCGGCAAAAUGAAUUCCCCAGUGGGCCUGUGAGAUACCCCAUUGUGCCGGGGCUUGUCGAUCGGCACACUUGCACGGCGCUAUCUUAAGUCCGCUGUGUGCUCCUUGACUCAGUUCCUAUCGAGGAUUAUCUGUUUUUUAUGGAAAAUUGGAAAUUGGAAUUGCAGCAAAAGAUUUGGACAAGAUUGACCUAAUUUUUCUCUUUUAAAAUAUCCUUAGCUGCUUUAUGUCAUUCAUUAAUGGACUGCCAGAAUGGGAAGCAGCCCAGUGACAUGUAAUGGACUGUCGAGUGCCUAGGAGUGCUGCUUUGGUGCAUAUCCGGGAGGCUGACUUUAUUAUGGGUUCUUUCUACCUGGAGUGGCACUAUAAACGCGCUUUCUUCCCUCACGACUGUUGAGAAACUGAGAAUAAAGGCCAAGACUUAGUGUAGGAUACUGUCGAGAUUGAAAAGAAGUCUCGAUAAAUUAGGAAGUAGUUAUUAGGUGAUGCUAAGGUUGGGUUUUAAAGGCUUGAAGAUUAUAAGGAAUGCAAGACUGAUGGAGGUAAGGAUUGUCACGGCUUUAACCCACCCAGCUUCCCAUCCCAGCAAAAAACGUUCCCAUCACUGAAGGUGCUUCUUCCUCCCCUUUGAAAUCAAUUGGCAUCAGUGUUCUCCACACCAAGCCCUCUGCCAAUGCAAAGAAGCGCCAUGACCCAUCACCCUGACCUAACCACCCAUCAAGACUCAGAGACUAGCCACAGGAAGACACCUAUAGGGCAUCUAUCUCCCAGAACAAGUGACAGCAGGCCAAGAUGAACAGAAAGGGAUGCAAAAUGUCAGCGAAUCUAUAAUGUGGAACCCGCUCCCUUAUCCGUCUGUGUGUUGUUGAAGAGAUGAAAUACAAUAUCUCUUGUUCAGGGUUUAUUUUUUCAUAAACCGUACCUCAGUCUUGUAUUCUAUCAUAAAUACCCAGCCAACAAAGAUUAUUUAUGAUCAUGAAUUUUAAUGUCAUGUCACAUGUUAAAAGAAUGAUCCAUUCUAUAUGGAGUUAAUAAUAUUCAGUUGGGUAUAAGAAAGGGAGUGGUCCUUGGUUCCGACAGCUCUGUAGCUGCUUCUCACCAAUGUCACCCCUGUGUAUAUUCCAACUAUUGUUUGACGAUCUCAUCCAUGUCUCUAUGAUUAUGUGCUGUGUUUUUGUCGUGCUGCAUUCUUUUAUGUAUUGAAUUGCAAUGGCCUUGCAGAUGCUAGAAUAAACAGGCAUGACUCACAGAGAAGGUGCCGAGAUGCCAUUAAUUUGAACCUUGCUGAGCAUCCAAGCACACCUCAGCUCCGUACAAAGACUGCCCCUUGUAACACUGCCCAUCUCCUUCCGCCUCCCCACAGCUCAUCUGCUGUCGACAUUUGUACAUGUGCCUUUAUUGUCUCGAGUAUUUGCUGAUCUGAGCGAGACCUCUCCUCCAUUCUCAGUGUGGUCAGCAUCGUACCCCAUACCAAGUCCUGUUUACAUAUCACUUCCGUAUUCGCUGAAAAUAACAGUCAAGUCCAAUGACGUUCAAAAUAACAUUUCCCUCUUAACCGUGCCUCUUUGAAAUUCGUGCCCUCCCUAUUUCUGGAAUCCACUCCAGCUGUGAGAAUUUGGUGUUCCUCCAAUUCAGACCUGUGAUUCCUCCCCAUGCCCCACAGUUGCUGGAUGAGCCUUCUUCCAUCAAAGCCUAAAGCUGUAUUAGAAGUUCUAUUGAGAUGAGAUUCAGCUGCACAAUGAGAUGAGAUUCAGCUGCACAAAGGUUAUGGCUGGGCAGCACAAAACUUGAUCCACUCCAUUCAUAUUCAAUAAACGUCAGGUCAUCGGUCCAGUCUUUGAGGUUUCUGGCUUUCAUCUGCACCCUAAACACUGUAUCAAAUCACACGAAUGUGGGGUAUGGAAUAUGUUGGCACAAGGAGCUGUUGAUACUGCUUACUAAAAAAGACACCAAUGCUGGAGUAACGCAGUGGCUCAGGUAGCAGCUCUGGGGAACAUGGCCAUAUAGGUGAUGUUUCGGGUCUGAAGAUGGGCCCGAAACUAAAACCUCACAUGUUCUCUGGAGAUACUGGCUGACCCACUAAGUUACUCCAGAACUUUGUGUUUUUUUAAUAUGGAAUAUGUUCCUAUUUUUUCACAUCGUCAAACUGCAUUGAUGGUGAGGUGCAGUCAUGAAUCCACAUUGUCCAAACUUUAUUUACCUGGGACUGGCGAGUUAUAAUAUCACAAUAUACCAUGUGAACCUUCACCACCUCUGCCACUGCAUGCACUUGACACAUGGGUUCCCUUCCUAAACCUUGGUACUUCCCAUCCCCACUUUAAAACCCAUGACCUAAGGGUCACACCAUAACAAAAGCACCUUCUCUGACUCAAUGUCAGUUUUCAUCUGGUGACAUGAUGGUGGUGACAUGUAAAUGCAAGCUGCUGUGGAUGGCGUGAGAUAAUUGUCCAUGGAUAUCUUAAAGCGUGGUGCACCUAGAUCUUCAAAUAAUAAAAUCAUUUUCCAGAACAAAAUACUGUUGCUAAAACCCAUCUGGGAAAAUCCACGAACUGUCUUCUUCCUCUCUCUGAUUCUCUAAAAAUUGGUCAACUCGAAAUCUCCAGAUAGAACAGGAAUACAAAGAUCAGCAGACAGUUCACAAGCUGCUUGGUUAAGAAAUAACUUGGUCUUCUGAAAGACCAAACACGAUAGCCUAUGCAAUAUAACUUUAUUACAGUGUUUUAUGAUCAAUGAUUUAGAGGUGUAUUUUAAAUUGUGUUUCUUGCAGGAAAGUAAGUGAUUUAUUUCUGCUUUCCCUUCUCCUUCCCCUGAAGGUGUCGGGCUCUAGGGCACGUAGCUCUCUGAUAACUUGGCCACAUGUCCAUUAUUUGUAUUUCACUCCCAACACUGAGUAUCUGCCCAUUUUGAUUGGGAGGUAUGGUUCACAAUGGAGGCAACAAUGCAUCUUCUCGCUACAUCUAGAAAUGACUGAAUGCCGACCAGACAUAAGGUCAUUCACCAAUUUCUCCCUGAGGAAUCUUUGGUCAUGAGUUCACCUCAGAGAGGUGAGAACGGUUCAUUCCAUGCCAAUGAGGGAGCUUUCUGGUCUUUAUAGGCUGUCUUUCUCGUGGAUGACCUUUAAGUCUGUCUACUCUCCAACAAAAGCUUGCAUUUAAAUGUCCCUGAUAACAUUUGAAAAAGCUCCAAGGCUCAUCAUGUGAAUGUUAUUGAAGAAAAAAGUGUUUGACAUCAAGCCACCCUCACAUGGAGAGAUGAGAACAGAUGAACUGAAGCCUGGUCGGAGAGGAGGAGCAAGAGGUGGAGUGGCAGAUGUUGAGGGAAGACAUGGCUGCCAGUGCUAGUGGUUUUAAAAACUGGCACUCACAAGGCCUUAGAAUGAGAAGAAUGCAGAGACUGGAACAGAACGAGGUUAGAUGACAUUACAGAGACGGGGAGCAGUGGCUGACAUGAUUUGAGAAUAAGGAAUGGGAAUAUUAAAGAAGAGGCAUGUUGGAUCUAUUGGAGUUAAGAUCCAGGCGGCAGAUGUCCGGCACAAGCCACUGUGUGACUCAGUACGGAGCACUGCAGCUUCUGAGUCAGAGGAGUGCGAGUUCAAGACCCACUCCAGGAACUUUUUCCAUGAAUAUUCAAAUUCAAACUUCAGAGCAGUACUGACAGAGUGCCACACAGCUUACCUUUAUUAAUACAUGACCUUAUAUACGGGCAUUUUGAAGAAGAGCAUUGGAAUGCAUAUAUUCUUAGUAAUACAAUGCAGAAACGGGCCCUUCUGCCCAACUCAUUCAUGCUGACCAAUAUGCCCCAUCUAUGCUAGUCUCAUUUGCCCACAAAUGGCCCAUAUCCCUCUUAGCUUUUCCUAUCCAUGUAUUUGUCCAAGUAUCUUUCAAAUGUUGUUAUUUCACCUGCAUCUCCUCUGGCAGCUCAUUCCAUAUAUUCACCACAUUCUGAGGGAAAAAGUUGUCCAUAAAGUUCCUAUUCAAUAUUUCGCUUCUCACCUGAAACCUAUGUCUUCUGGGUGUUGAUUCCUCUACCCUGGAUAAAAGAUUCCAUGCAUUCAUCCUGUCAAUUGCCCUUAUGAUUUUAUCCAUCUCAAGAAGAUCAUCCCUUACCCUCCUGUGCUCCAAGGAAUAAAGUCUUAGCUUGCCCAGUCUCUCCCUAUAGCUCAGGCCCUCAUGUCCUGGCAACAUCCUCAUAAAUCUCUGCACUCUUUCCGGCUGAAUGCCAUAACCAUCUAGAAAAACACCUAGCUCGUAUCCAUUGAUCACUUGCCAGAGUUUCUCCACCCACUGCUACAAUCAGUCUGAAGAAGGAUCCCGACCCAAAACAUCACCUAUCCAUGUUCUGCAGAGAUGCUGCCUGACCCGCUGAGUUACUCCAGCACUGUGAAACAUCACCUAUCCAUGGUCUCCAGAGAUGCUGCCUGACCCGCUGAGUUACUCCAGCACUGUGAAACGUCACCUAUCCACAUUCUUCACAGAUGCUGCCUGACCCGCUGAGUUACUCCAACACUUGCGUCUUUUAUCAAACACCGACAUCUUCAUUUCCUUGUCUCUACAGGACACGUAAUGUAAUCAGUAUCACAUGAUUAUUCAAUGGGAGCUUUUGUCUUCCGUUACAACAGAGUUACUUCAUUAGUUGUAAUGUGUUUUGAAUUCUCCUCUUGAUUUCUGGGUCAUCCGUUUUCAGAAGCACGUACUAAUUUAAGACGGAGCUUGCAGCCUGUCACGCCCCAGUCAACACCUCAAUGUGCAGUACAACCAAUGCAGUACAGCUAUUGAUGCGAUUGAAAAGCCUGCAUCCCCCCCUCCCACUGUGUAACUACCACUGGCAGAUAUGCCUUCAGCGGUCUGGGUCUCCAGCUCUGGACCCCUCCCGUCUCACCACCCUCUUUACCUCUGCCUCCCUGACCAAGCUUAUGGGCAUUCUCUCUCAUACUGUUUGUCCUGUGCUGGAUGUCAAAUGUGUCUGCUCUCACUUCUGUGAAAUGUUACUUGUUUUUGCUGUGCUGAUUUUUGUUGUUUAUUUUUUGUCCAAUUAUCUUGUUGCAAAUAUAAUGAGAUAUAAAAAUACUGACAACUGUGAGAGCACAUUGUCAGGGCUAAUUGCAAAUAAAUAUGGAGAAAUACAAUAGCAGCGGCAAGACAUUGCCAUCAUAAUUGAUAUUCUAAGUCGGGCCCACUGGUAAUUAGCAGGUGACUUCACAGAUGCGUUGUACACGGGGAAAGAGAGAAAUAAAUGCCUGUGGCUAUAUUUGGAAUGCAAGGAAGACCUAUCAUAUCCUGCUUGUUCUGUGUUCAUAUUUCCAUCACCCAGCAUCCUGUCUUACAAAUAUACAGCCGUGUGCUGCAUUUUUUUGAUCAUAACUCCACACUGGGGCAGUAUUGUAUCUGUUUCAUCUGCCACAGCCGUACAAUACAUGUGAUGCCCCCUCUCGGCACCCCCUCACCCUUUAGCUUCUGUGCCAUCUGACAAAUCACUUCAACAAAUGGAAAGAGGAAGAUUAUUUCAGGGUUAGUUUGCUCUGUACUUCAACCUCCAGGAGAGAAUUGUAGCUUGAGAUGAACCCACCUUCUUGGUGGCGAAGGGGAGUCAAGGCAGGGAUGCCUAUGUGUUGAUUGAGUAAAUUGGAUUGUGAGGAGCUGGUAGGGUUACCCAAGCUAGUCAAUUAAUUGAGAGGCCAAUAAGACUUCCUUCACCCUGCCACAUUCUCCUCUAUGUCUCUUAGGUUCCUCCAACCAGGCGCUACUCCCACGAUGAGACAGAUGUGUGGGCAACAAAGCAGAUAACUUCAUACCUUCACAGAUGGGGGUCUUCAGAGAAUAUCGCUGGAGUUCUGCACUACAGCUCCCCCCGGCACGAGCGGAGG
Messenger RNA from Leucoraja erinaceus (little skate), 7854 nucleotides. Its product is annotated as probable G-protein coupled receptor 153. Gene Ontology annotation, cellular component: membrane. The transcript is spliced from 6 exons. Bases 772 to 2004 code for a protein of 410 amino acids. Gene Ontology annotation, biological process: G protein-coupled receptor signaling pathway. Gene Ontology annotation, molecular function: G protein-coupled receptor activity. The record is from RefSeq and is a predicted model, not a curated record. NCBI's taxonomy places the organism in Eukaryota, Metazoa, Chordata, Chondrichthyes, Rajiformes, Rajidae.